CCUGGGGUGAUGGGUCCGACUGGAUAUGGUAAGACAGGUGCUCAAGGUCCGCAAGGAAACCCAGGAAGUCAGGGUCCUGUUGGUCCACCAGGUUUAUCAGGAAUAAAAGGAAUACAUGGAGAUAAAGGAAUUAAAGGCAAUUUGGGUGGACGAGGAGUAGCUGGAGCUGACGGAACACCGGGCCCUCCUGGACACAGGGGACAAACAGGAAUAACAGGAUUGAAAGGAGAAAAGGGAAUCAGAGGAGAACCAGGACACAAAGGAGAGCAAGGCAGGCAAGGAGUACCUGGACCAUCAAUUGAUCCAGAAACCUUGAAAAAUUAUUUUGAACCAGUCAAGACGAUGAGACAAGAAGUUGAUGGAAAACUGGGUAAAUUGAAUAGCUCUCUACAGUUACAAUUGGAAGACUUGAAACAUGAAAUUCUGGCUUAUAAUGAGAAACCUUCUGCGCACUUGUACGGUAACAAUGGCGGGCCAUACAGUGCGAGCUCCGGGACUGUCACUCAAUGGUAUAAGAGCAGUGGUACCGUUUGGUCUCCCUUUCUUCGCGGUGGCAUGCAGUAUAGCAACGAUGCUAUCACUGUUCCCAACGAUGGCCUUUACUACGUUUACGCACAAAUGUACUAUUACCAUCCAAGCUCAAGCCACUACAAUGCUGGUUUUCGUAUCAGAGUGAAUGGUACCGGUCGCGCCUAUGCUUAUUGGUACAACAACCAUUCCCAUGAUCAUCACACUCAUUACAUGGGACGCAUCAUUCAGCUGAAAAAGGGAGACAACCUGUCAAUAACGUUCGAAAACACCUGUUACUACUACUUCUAUAGCGAGAACACAUUUUUUGGUGCGUUUCUAGUGAACUGA
Molecule: messenger RNA, 858 nt
Organism: Corticium candelabrum
Lineage: Eukaryota; Metazoa; Porifera; Homoscleromorpha; Homosclerophorida; Plakinidae
Product: collagen alpha-1(X) chain-like
Exons: 10
Coding region: 10-858 (282 amino acids)
Biological process (GO): immune response
Cellular component (GO): membrane
Molecular function (GO): tumor necrosis factor receptor binding
Source: RefSeq, a predicted model, not a curated record